Molecule: messenger RNA, 5982 nt
Organism: Nannospalax galili (Upper Galilee mountains blind mole rat)
Lineage: Eukaryota; Metazoa; Chordata; Mammalia; Rodentia; Spalacidae
Gene: Mthfr
Product: methylenetetrahydrofolate reductase
Exons: 12
Coding region: 265-2232 (655 amino acids)
Biological process (GO): tetrahydrofolate interconversion
Cellular component (GO): cytosol
Molecular function (GO): FAD binding; methylenetetrahydrofolate reductase [NAD(P)H] activity
Source: RefSeq, a predicted model, not a curated record
CUCGGGGCUCUUUGUCACAGCUCCGCCCAGUUAGGCACACCCUCAAGGAAAGGUUCCUGUUUGUUCCCCACUCUGGGUCUAAGCUGACAGAGAUGAACCAUGGAAAAGUCAAGGUCCUCCCAGCUGGGCACCAUUAUCCUACACUGGGAAUGUGGGCCUCCGAGGCCGGUUGCUCGAGGCUCUCUGUGCCACCCUCUGUCAGGUAGCUGUCACUGAGGAUCCAUGGACUGAAGAAGCUGUCUCAGUGCCUGCAGGAACCCAGCCAUGGUGAACGAGGCCAGAGGGAGUGGCGGCCCCAAUCCCCGAUCCGAGGGCAGCAGCAGUGGCAGCGAGAGCUCCAAAGAUAGUUCGAGAUGUUCCACCCCGAGCCUGGACCCCGAGCGGCACGAGAGACUCCGGGAGAAGAUGAGGCGCAGGAUGGAAUCUGGUGACAAGUGGUUCUCCCUGGAAUUCUUCCCUCCCCGAACUGCUGAGGGAGCUGUUAACCUCAUCUCAAUGUUUGACCAGAUGGCAGCAGGUGGCCCCCUCUUCAUAGAUGUUACCUGGCACCCAGCAGGGGACCCUGGCUCCGACAAGGAGACCUCCUCCAUGAUGAUCGCCAGCACAGCCAUCAACUACUGUGGCCUGGAAACCAUGCUGCACAUGACCUGCUGCCAGCAGCGCCAGGAGGACAUCACGGGCCAUCUGCACAGAGCCAGGGAGCUUGGCCUGAAGAACAUCCUGGCGCUGAGGGGAGACCCUGUAGGUGACCACUGGGAAACAGAGGAAGGAGGCUUCAGCUGCGCCACAGACCUGGUGAAACACAUCCGGAGCGAAUUUGGUGACUACUUUGACAUCUGUGUGGCAGGUUACCCCAAAGGCCACCCCGAGGCAGGAAGCUUUGAGGAGGACCUGAAGCACUUGAAGGAGAAAGUGUCUGCAGGUGCUGACUUCAUCAUCACCCAGCUCUUCUUUGAGUCCAACACCUUCUUCAGCUUUGUUAAGGCCUGCACCGAGAUGGGCAUAUCCUGCCCCAUCCUGCCCGGGAUCUUUCCCCUUCAGAGCUACACCUCCCUUCGGCAGCUUGUGAAACUGUCCAAGCUGGAGGUGCCAAAGAAGAUCAAGGAUGUGAUUGAGCCAAUCAAAGACAACGAUGCUGCCAUCCGCAACUACGGCAUCGAGCUGGCCGUCAGCCUGUGCCGAGAGCUGCUGGACAGUGGCUUGGUGCCAGGCCUCCAUUUCUACACCCUCAACCGCAAGGUGGCCACCAUGGAAGUGCUAAAGCGUCUGGGCAUGUGGACCGAGGACCCCAAGCGACCCCUGCCCUGGGCUAUCAGUGCACAUCCCAAGCGCAGGGAGGAAGACGUGCGCCCCAUCUUCUGGGCCUCCAGACCAAAGAGCUACAUCUACCGCACACAGGACUGGGAUGAGUUUCCCAAUGGCCGCUGGGGUAACUCCUCCUCUCCAGCCUUUGGGGAACUGAAGGACUACUACCUCUUCUACCUGAAAAGCAAGUCCCCCAGGAACGAGCUGCUGAAGAUGUGGGGUGAGGAGCUCACCAGCGAAGAGAGCGUCUUCGAAGUCUUUGAGCACUACCUCUCCGGAGAGCCGAACCGCCAUGGCUACAAGGUGACCUGUUUGCCCUGGAACGAUGAUCCCCUGGCAGCUGAGACCAGCCUGAUGAAGGAGGAGCUGCUGCGAGUGAACCGCCUGGGCAUCCUCACCAUCAACUCACAGCCCAGCAUCAAUGGGAAGCCGUCCUCUGACCCCAUUGUGGGCUGGGGCCCCAGUGGGGGCUACGUCUUCCAGAAGGCCUACCUGGAGUUCUUUACCUCCCGGGAGACAGUGCAGGCCCUUCUGCAAGUGCUGAAGAAAUAUGAGCUCCGAGUCAACUACCACAUUGUGGAUGUGAAGGGAGAGAACAUCACCAAUGCCCCCGAGCUGCAGCCCAAUGCGGUUACAUGGGGCAUCUUCGCUGGCCGAGAGAUCAUCCAGCCCACUGUGGUGGAUCCUGUCAGCUUCAUGUUCUGGAAGGAUGAGGCCUUUGCCCUGUGGAUCGAGCAGUGGGGCAAGCUGUAUGAGGAGGAAUCCCCGUCCCGCAUGAUCAUCCAGUACAUCCACGACAACUACUUCCUGGUCAACCUGGUGGACAAUGAGUUCCCGCUCGACAACUGCCUAUGGCAGGUGGUGGAAGACACGUUUGAAUUGCUCAACAGGCAAACCACCAACAAGAGAGAGACAGAGGCACUGUGACCCUGUGUCCUGACCUCCUCCUCACCUGGAACCUGUGUUCCCUUAUCUCUCCCCACAUGAGGAUGGCAGCUAGACUGGCAGGAGGCAUCCACACUGGCUGGACCUGAGAUGGCUGCGUUUAGGAGCCUGGUACCUCUGCUAAAGCCCAUAGCCCGUGUUCUUGUGUCAAGCAUCCCCAUCCACAGGGGACCACCACCCUCUUGGAGAAUGGGAAAAGACGGUUAUUGCAACUGAGCCAUUAUAUCUAGACAGCCUUGGUAGCCAGCCUGGGAGCCCAGUGAACUUGUACCUGGGUCCAUGUAAGGCAGGCAGAGAGAACACAGGCCAUAGGAAGAGGCAUGACAAAAUGAAGGGGCAGAUACCACUGCCCUCCUCCCUACUCAGCUGUCUAUACACCAGGCCCCCUGGGAUGGGCCUGGACUGACUCCCAAUAAUGCAAGGACCUUUGACCCGAGAGCUUAGCUUUCUCCCUCUUCUCCAGGGCUGCUCAGUGAAAAGGGUGUGUCUGUGUAUUUGUUUCUGGAGAAGUGUUCCUUAAGGGUUAAAGGCCUUCUGACCUUUGUCCUACAUGGGGGUCUUGGCUGCCUUUUCUGUUCAUUAACUGCCAACAGGCAAGGCGAGGCGAGAUUCACCUGAGCAGGUGAGCUGAGCAGGCCCAGCUCUGCCCAGCGUGUGCAGCCCACUCCCUGCCUCAUUUUGGGCAGGGCUCCUGCCAGCAGCCUCUGUUCAGCUUAGCCCUGGAGAUGUCUCCCGGGACUCCUCCCCAGCCAGUCCUGGGGCCUCACUGCCUGGGGCAGUGACUGGCAGGUAUAGAUGGCUGCUCAGUGUCCUGGCUCCCAGCCUGCUGAUCUUGUGGCUGAAGGAGUGGGGUUGGGGGAGGGGGGCAAGUCCAUGGAAUAGCUGAGGCUGAGAAGGGAAUUUCCUCUUCCUCUCCAGGCCCAGAUGGCUGCAGUGGGGGCCAGCCUUGAGAAACUGCACAGAAACAGCUAAGACUAAGGGGGACCUUUUAUUGUUGCCCAGAGCUCCAGGAACUGGACCUCUGUCACUGUACUCCCUGGGGUGUGGGUGCUCUUCCUUCCUUUGGAAAGUUGGGCUCAGUCCUAUUCAUCCCAUGGGAAUAUUUCACAGCUGCUGCUGGGUUCCGCUGCCCCAAGCCCAUCACAUCUGAGCUGCUGCCACUUGCUCCUAGGGGCACAGGCUACUGCUGGCUUCUCUGCUGUGUUCUGGCUACCAGGCGCUGGGACCACUUCUCAAAGGCCUGAACGCAGGGAGGGACAGGAAAGGCUGUUUGUCUCAGGCUCCUUCCAGGGCCGGAAUGACACCUGGGCACCUAGGCCAUGCUAUAUGUGCUCCAGCCAGAGGAUCCUCCUGCCCUGGCAGCCAGCCCACCCUGUCCCAGGCCAAAUACAUGGGCUCAGAAUAGACCAGACUUGUGACUUGGGAAGCCAUGCCCAGUGACCUGCAAAUGAGAAGCCUGAGCUUGGCCCAAACCCUACAGGGACCAGCAUGGGCGGCCACUGCCACAAAUAGCCUGUUUCUCAGGUUGUCUGACAAUGAUACUGCGCUGGGCUUGGGGCCACCAACAGUCAAGGGCUUCCAUGUCUAGGCCGUGUACUGUAUAACCAACCUGACCAACCCACCCAAUGGAGAGACCUCAGGGUGGAGUUUGGAAUAUACAUGCCCCACCUUUCCCCAGCUCAGCCUGGAGAUAACACUGGUUUUAGAACACAGGCUGAGUGAAGUGAGGGGGUCACCUGGCUGAUACCUGGCAAAGGAUCUAGCAGUCCUCUUGCUGAUGUAGCCGCUGAGCCACCCACAACUGCAGGGCCUUUUGCCGCCACGUCCUCCAAGUCUGUUCCAGGUGCCACUGCCUGAGCUAUGGGAGAGUUGACAGAAGAGGCCGUCUGCCCUCCGGGAAGUCCUGGCUCUUCUACCUCUCUGUCACUCCAGGGUGAAGGGGGGCGCGACAAGGAGUGUCACAUGAGGAAAGUUAGCAGGUGCAGAUCCCAUUGGCCCACCCCCAAGGUUUCAAACUAGUCAGUCCAAAGACCAUACUGAAAUGUAGUUUCUAGAGUUAGCUGUGGGAUGGAAUGAACAGGAGGUACUCCCCAGGACAUCUGUAGGGUGGAGAGUGACCAAGUCCACUUACCAGAGUCUGAGACAGCUGUUCCAUCCUUUGAGCAUCUACCCAGCAUUGCCAUGUCUCUGCCAGGAGUCUGGCCUGCUGGGAAGCCUGGAACCUUUGGAGCAGAUCCUGGAGACACCUGCUCUGUAGUGACCUACACCUGCAGGCCAUGAGCAUCAUGACCUCUUCAAGAUGAAGGUACAGCCCCAGGCCUGGGCCACCCCUCAAGGGUCCCACAAGCUCAGCCACUGGCCAGAGAGGACCAUCCCUCCUCCCUAGACAUGCACAGUUACUCCCAUCACAGCUACAUUUGAAGAGCCUGUCUAUAGAGCCCUUCUGGUCCUGUAGGGAACUGGCUGGGGGCCCAUGCAGGCAGGGCAGCCAAAGCUGGAUGGCCGAACAGAGAGGCCUCUCUGUCGCCUGGAGAGGAGAGUUGGGUCCAGGAGAGGUUAAUGCCUUGGACCAGGAGGGCAGUUGCCCCCUCCCCCUCAGGCCUCCAGGCUGUGGACUAGCUCAGGGCACUAACAAGAAUGGGAGAAAGAAAUUGAUUCAACAGCUGGGAUACUCAAGAGGAUGUGGGCAGGAACCCUGUGAUUCACAGAGAUGGCUUGAUGGCUAGGGACUGCCCAGGGGAUCCAGCUCCUUACUCAGAGCCCAGGACUUGGUCCUCUGUUCACUGUAGCUGUGCUGCCAUACCAGGUUGGGCAGCAGUCUCUGUGACCAGUGUUCAGCAGCUGUGAGUCUGAGGGAGCAGUCAGAGGAGAAGUCAACCUAGUGGGCUGGGGCCUGCUGGCCAAGAGGGAUUCCUGAUUUCCCUGCCAGAGUGGGCUCCCACCUGUGUGCACAAAUGGGAUGCUUCAUCAAUCUCUCACCCAACAGUCCCCAAGACACCAGGAGGAGCCAGCCAGCAGGACACAUCAAAGUGUAUGUGUAUGUGUGUACAUAUAUAUUGGUCUUUUUGAGACGGUCUCACUGUAGCCUCAGCUAGCCUAGAACUCUCUGUGUAGAUCAGGCUGGCCUCAAUCUAACAGGUAUCCUCAUGCCUCCACCUUUGGAGUGCUGGGAUUAAAGCCAUGCUACCAUGCCUACCUAUUUUUUAAAAAAAACAAUGAAAAGACUGGUGGUAUACCUAUAUAAUUUCACCAGGAUCAUGAGUUUGAGGCCAACCUGGGUUAUAUGAGCCAUGUCUACAAAGCCUUGUUAACAUAAUAUCUAAAAGUAAAAUACUUGAGACCCCAUAACCUCAUAUAUGUGAAUUCUGAAAGCCACUGACACUGAUCUGUUCCAGUUUCAUUUAAAAAGCAAAAGGCACUUUCAUGAUUUCCUUAGGCUUUCUAGAGUUGAGUUCUUCCUGGUAGCAGGACUCCUGGUGAUGCCAAGUAGGAUUGCUGCUUGGCCCGCCAGGAUCUCUGGCUGGGUCCCCCAGCUGCAUCCCCAGAUGCUGGCAGUGCCAAUUCUUGUCUCCGGUGUUCAUGAUGGCCUCUUCCCUCUUGCUGUCCACCUGCCUCUUAACUAUUUGCGUGUCAGAGCUAAAGACUUCUGGUCUGGAAAGGGGGACUGAAGGUUACCUUUGGAGAGAGAAAAAUAAAUUUUUUUCUACUUUAUUUUCUGUAAUGAGCAUCUUU